AGCUAUUGGACGCUGAUUAUUUUCAUAUUUUAUGCGCGCUUUAUGAGUUAAAAUGCUUCAUCACAUCUGCUCAUCUGUCACAAAAACCGACUGAAGCACACAAUCCAAAUUCAAACAAUUUGAAAAUCAAAAACUCAUAAACCUACCACAUAGACGACAGAUACUGCUGAAGAAUCAUCAGGAAUCGGUGAAUGGCACAAUGGCCGAUAGUCGUGAACGUAUACGUGGUCCACCACGUGAUGGACGUGAAUUUCUCACAAGCCCGAGACAAGUGUUGCGUCGCCUGAUGUUACUCUCCGAGGGACGACAGUAUAGAGAGGCGGCCGGUGUUGUGGGUCGCUUGGGACCGUCCGUUUUACGCUCAGUUAUAGCCGAGUUGCCCAUCGACUUGCUGCUGGAACACUUGCCACACAGCGCCUAUUUGUUGGAGUCAUUUUUCACAAGAUUAAUUACCGUCAAUCCCUCACCCAAACCGGAUGUGCCAAUCGAAUCUGUGAUCUGGCAAUUGGUGCGUCUCUUUUCAUAUCCACACGAAUCAGGUAUGCGACAACGUUGCGCCAAGCUAACACAGGCCAUAGCACAGUAUGAACCCAACUGGCGUCAAACGCUCCGCGAGCGACGAAAAUCCUUCGACAACGCUGUACAAGGUUUGGGUGUACACGGUCUCACCACAGAUGCCACCGGUCAGCUAAUAUCACUGCAUCAUGCGCUCAAGACGGAGUUGCAACGGCAUGUGGACAUAUACAAAAUGGCCAUACACAAAUUGGAAGAGCUGAGCAUGGUGACGGCACAUCAAGAUCCCGCACAUUCCUCCCAUCAACGCCUACUCGCCAUCAACUACGGUGACAUACAACAAAGACUGAUCGAGAACAAAACGCUGCUCACCAUGCUGGAUAAGCCGGCAUUGAAGCAGCUGGCGUGCCUUGUGGAGAACCUAAGUCAACGUGUGGAGAACGACAAAGAGGUGCUGAAGUGUGUGGGCCAGGUGAAGCGCUUAGAUGGUCAGGCUUGUAUAGAGAAGCGACCGGCGGCGGGUUUGCUAAUGAAUUUCGCGCAAGGUUGCGAAGCCGUUCUACAGCUUAUGGGACCCGAGAGUCUACCAACAAGUCCAACUGCUCUUGGUAAUGGUAGCAACAGCAGUAACUGUAGUGAUGGCUAUCAUUCGGAUGAUUCAACCAACGAAGAAACGAGUGAAAUGGUCACACAAUAUCGCACAUUAUAUCUGGAGAACAGAGCGGACACCUUAGAGGCAUUGGAUGGUUUUCCACAGCUCAAACAUGUACAAAAUUUGAAAGCGAAAAUACUUUUCUCAAUAAUUGUGUUGUCAUUUCGUCUGUGCCAUGCUAUGCGCGAAAGGAAAGUGAUCGAGGUGCGUCGCAUAUUGAAUUGCGCUUUGGACUCGUCAAGUGAGUGUACGCUCGCCUUGGAUCGUUCGGUGCGUACGCAUUUGCAGGAGACGGUUGAGUCCUUUCCCGUUGGUGAAAUUGAACGCUCCGUGUUCAAUCAGGUGCUCUCCACACUGCACGAAUAUCCCUGCUUGGAAGCGUGUCCACCGCUAACGCACUUUGUUAGCGCUUGCGUGCGCUUAGCUUGGCGCAUGAUUAAUCAGAAGUCACCUUACUAUCUGGAUAGUGAUUUCAAUUUGGGUUUCUUGCGUCCGGAGAAGCACGAGCGACAUCCACAAGCAGAUCGUCGCUCCGAUUUGAUCAAAGCAUUCCUCUGGCCAGCGCUAAUGCAGAACAAUCAUUGUGUUUUUAAAGCGAUAGUUGCCACUUAGUAGGCAUCUUGAAAACAUAAUAUUAAAACUUAAUUAACUGUAACUUGCCUAAAAUAGUGCCGGUUUCACUAUAAAUUUAUUUGACCACUUUUUUCUGGUACAACAACAGCGCUCAUAUAAAAUUCGUAUAUAUAAAGUAAUUGCAAGAAAUCGGUUGUAAGUCGCUUCCAAUAUGUACAAAAUAUAUAUAUUUACAUACAAAUAU
This is a messenger RNA of Zeugodacus cucurbitae (melon fly), 1982 nucleotides long. RefSeq lists its product as uncharacterized. The transcript is spliced from 7 exons. Gene Ontology annotation, cellular component: mitochondrial outer membrane. The record is from RefSeq and is a predicted model, not a curated record. Gene Ontology annotation, biological process: mitophagy by internal vacuole formation; mitochondrial protein catabolic process. The coding region runs from base 200 to 1777 and encodes 525 amino acids. Lineage: Eukaryota; Metazoa; Arthropoda; Insecta; Diptera; Tephritidae.